AACCUCAAUACCGAUCAGAGCAUAGAAUCCAGAAACGCAGGGCGAAGAAUAAGAAGAAGAAACAAAAGCAAAUGGUGAACAAAGCAUGGAAGAUCAUUCCAAGGCCUUUACUUGAAACAAUCCUCAACAAUCACGCCCAACACCACUGUGUCCCUCAGCCCCUCAUUCUCCACGGCCCCCGUGGCGUCGGCAAAACCACUCUUAUCCUCGACCGUCUUCUUGGUGAAUGGAACGAAGGUCCUCACUUAACCGGCUAUGUCGACUUCGCUCAAUCCAUUAAAGACCACCAUCCCAAUUUCGAUGGCUCAUUUCCUUGGUAUUCUUGGUCCUCCUGUGAGUUACCGUCUUUAUCCAGCUGCCGAACCCAGCUCGAGAACUGUCUCGAAUCUAUCGCUCAUAAAGGCAUCAAGCUUGGAACCAUAAGUUCACAUCAAAUCUUUACUACUCUAAACAAAUUGCACGGUAUUAACACUGCCCUUCGCCGGAUACUUAACCAAAACGCUUCUAAAACUGCUAUUUCUGAUAAGAUUUCCAGCUCGGGUUUGUGUGAUCGUGUCCUUUUUGCUUUAUCUGCUAGAUAUAAUGCCUCGGAGAUUGAUGGGGUUCUGGAUUUUCGAGAGAGUGGGAAGACUUUGUCUAUCGACGAGGCUUCUUAUUUUAAGGAAGCAGUUGUGGCGUUGAGAUUGGCUAAGGAGGUGAUUAAAUUGCAGCAAAAGUGGAGAGCUAAUGCCAUUUCUGAUUUGAAUAGGAGUGUACGGUUUUCGAGGUCGCUGGCAAAUUCAUGUACUGAUUGGCCUUGUUUGUUGCUUGAGUUGAUCUCUCAAGCUGCUGAGAUUGACCAUUUUCAGCCGAAGUUGGUCAUAAAUAAUGUUGAAAUUCUUCGGAAUGCAAUGUUGACUGAAGAGACAUCGGUGUGUGGAUCAAUGUACCAUGACAGUUUGAUUUGGAGAAUAAUUGCUUUAGGAGCAAAUGAGCGAUGCCUGCCUGUUAUACUUGUGACGUCAGAUAGCUACUAUUCAUAUCAAGCUUUCAUGGAUUUUGGGUUUCCAGAUAUAUUCGUCUCUCGUGAGACCUUUGGUUGGACUCCACAAGAAGCUAAAAUGCACAUGGUUACUGAUUACUUCAUCCAUUCCGAGUGGAUGGUGAUUGAUGAUGUGCUUGGGCCAAACCCUCGACAUCUAUUUGAGCUUUAUGUGCUUAAACAAAGCAAUUAUUACCAAAAGUUGAUGGACAACGAGGCAAGUACAUUUGAAGAUAUUGUGGAUGCAUAUUUAGCGUAUUUGCAAGCUACUGUUGUCAAUCCUUCAAUGGAUAAAGCAUUGAUGAUCCUGCAAAAAUUUGCCAUUGAUGCUCAAAGUGGAGAGAUUUUAGAAGAUAAAUUGCGUUUUGGUGCUCCUUGGAGACACCCUCCAUCAUCCAACAACCCUGCUAAACUUAAGGAAUGGGCAAAGAUUCAACUAAUGGAUUUUGUUCAAUCUCUAGUUAAUGCAGAAUUUGGUGUUAAUUAUCUAGCUGACUGCAGCCUAGAGGUCUUGGAUGAUCCAGCUGCUGUUGCAUUAGUGGAGGUUGGCUUGCUCUAUGCUCAAAGGGAUCCCUCUUUAUUUCGCCCCAUCUCUAAAGGUAUUCAGAGGUGUCUUGCAAGAUGGCUUGUCCAGGAGUGCAUGCUGUUGAGUUACCAAAACUUGCUUCAGUAUAUCUGGCAGCGGAUUAUACGUGGUCGUAGCUACCGUCAUUUGAUGCUGCAAGUGGGCUAUGAUAAAUACUAGAAAAUAGGAGAGGAUGCAGCACAUAUCAAUCCAAGAUCGUCUUGGCAUAGAUGUUCAAAGCUUCACAUGAAAUUUGAGCCCUACUGUUGUACAAGUUCCUCAUCUGAUUUUCCAUAUAUUCCUACCCUAACAGCUUCAUUUAUCAGUGUUAAUUUACUACACGGGGACAUGUAGUAAAUAUGUCAAAGCUUCAACAUUAUUGUUAUAGUCCAACAUGGCUGCCAUUUCUGUGGGAUUGAGAAUGAGAACUAAGAAUUUGACUCAACUAAUUUGCAUAUACAUUUUCUACGAGAGACAAGUUUUAGUACGUAAAAAGCAUUAGUUCCCUUAAUGGAUUGUGCGACUGCUGUGUCAUGUUGUCUGCAAGCUUAUCCCUCCUUGAAAAUGGCAGCUCGGGGUGAUCCCGAUUCUUGUUUGUUGCUAAGAUAUAUCUAUUUAAUCCCGAACCGUUUCCAAGACAUUCUCGUCCAAUAUUCAUUUAUUUGUGUUGCUAACUUGCUAUUCCAUUUAACAGUUCAUAAAAGUAUGACAUUCAUCUAAGGGUACUCAUUUUACAUGGUGAGAGCUCCGUAAUUGCAUGUAGUUUGUUUAGUUUCUUUCCAUUAUCAGAAUGAAUUGUAGCUAUUGGAACUGGGGAAGUUGGUCUCUUU
Hibiscus syriacus is the source of this 2416-nucleotide messenger RNA. RefSeq lists its product as uncharacterized. The coding region runs from base 72 to 1766 and encodes 564 amino acids. The record is from RefSeq and is a predicted model, not a curated record. The transcript is spliced from 15 exons. NCBI's taxonomy places the organism in Eukaryota, Viridiplantae, Streptophyta, Magnoliopsida, Malvales, Malvaceae.